Molecule: messenger RNA, 2396 nt
Organism: Heteronotia binoei (common prickly gecko)
Lineage: Eukaryota; Metazoa; Chordata; Lepidosauria; Squamata; Gekkonidae
Product: coiled-coil domain-containing protein 50-like
Exons: 12
Coding region: 340-1416 (358 amino acids)
Source: RefSeq, a predicted model, not a curated record
GCCAGAGGCCGCAGGGCGAGCCGGGCCUCUUCCCCCGCCGCCAGCCGCGCUCUCUUGUGCCAUGGGAAGGCGGCGGGGCGGCCUUGGGUCGACGACGCGAAGCAGAAGCCUCCGGCAAGGGUCGGGGCACCCGGGCUGAGGGGAAGCAGAGAGAGAGCGGCGGGCGGCCGCAGCCAGGCCCAGUCCGGUCCCCCGUCGGCGCUGCGCCAAGGAGGUAGGCGGCUGAGGAAGAAGAAGAAGACCGAGUGGCGGCGGCGGCUCCCCUCAGGUUGUCUUCACACUCUCAGGAGUGUGUGAAAGCUACUCAGCACAAAGGCAGCAAAGCACCCAGCUCGGAAGAUGACUGGAGUUCAAAUCGACAGCUCCCGACUGCCCCCCGUUCAAGAAGUUUGUCGAGAUUUUGCCGUCCUGGAAGAUGGUGCUUUGGCCUACUGUCUGCAAGAACAAGAGAUUGAGCAGCAUUACACCUCCAACAUCCAGAAGAACCAGCUAGUUCAGAAGGACAUCCAGAUUGCCAAGAGGCUGCAAGGCAUGGAGGAGGAAGAGAGGAAGCUCCAUAAUUCCGAGCAGCAGAAACAAAUCGAAGAGAGCGACUCUGAAAUUGCCCGUGCCAUCCAGGAGGAUAUUCAGAAGAAAGCUGAGGAGAGUCGCCAACGGGAGGAGAGAGACCAGGAGCUAGCCAAGAGGUUGCAGGACUUAGAAGAAGAAGCGAUCCGACAGCAGAAGCAGAGGUUGGAGAACUCAGAUGCCGAAAAAGGUGAUGACACUGAACCUCUGCAUUGGGUGAUAGCAAGCCUGGAGCUCCAGACCCUGGAGCAGCUCCGACAAGAUGAAGAACUGGCUCAGAAACUGCACGAAGAGGAGCAGACUUCUAUCAGAGCCAGGAGGAACCGGGAGCGUAACGAUGACUACAGAGCUGCCCAGGUGGCUCAGGAUGAGGAGAUUGCUCGAUAUAUGCAGGAGCAGGAACUGAAAGCCCAGUGGAGAUCCUCCAGCAAGGAUGAAGCAUCUGAGAGCAUCAAGGAGACACACAGCCUCUCUGAACAGAGAUGGAAUCGAGGGCCAGAGGAGGCUCAGCCCAACUGUGGAGCUGCAUCGCCAGCCAGAGUUCAGUCCCUGGAAAGAUCAGAUGCACCCUCUAGAGGAGGCCAUGCAGAUGUGAAGCCCCAGCUUUGCCGGAAUAUCGCUGAAGACCUGGACCCAACCUUCAAGGCCAAAAGAACAGAGCCACCUCCUGAUGUGAGCACAGUCUGUUCCCAAGCUGUGGGCUCAGUACGUCCUGUUCCAGUGGAUGGCCUUUUUGACUAUAUGGAUGAGAUUUCAGAACCCACCUUCGUGUCUCCGACCAAGCGGCAGCCCGAAAAGAUGGGCCGUCAGAAAACCAGGGACAAAAAGGAAGGCUGCAAGCAGCAGUGAGCUCCUAGUUAUCCAUCCCCUCCCUCUGCCACUGAAGAGUGUGUUUCUCCACUGGGACUGCAGGUUCUUCCUUGUACCACACCACCAGGGAACAGGUAUGCCACAGUGUAGUGAGUUCCCACUCAGGGCUUUCUCUGUUCUAGCACUGAAGCAUCUGAUUAGACAUCAGAUGAGGCAGAUGCAAAAAGAUUUCCAGCGUAGCCACCAUUUUGGUUUGCGAAAGAACUGAAAAUGGAAGCAACGCAGCUUAAACAAAAGCAGUAUGGCCCUAGCUCAUUUAUGUGGGGGGGGGGGGGGGAAUGCAGAAAGCACAAAAUGUGGCAGCUCUUCCUCCUCCUCCUCCCCAGCAGGAACUAUUUUAACCCUUGCCAUCUAGAACCAUCUAGUCAUUAGGAUAUUUUCACUAUAGUGGGAAAUAACAGCUUUGCAGUGUGCUGUUUAUCAGGUGACUAGAGGCAGAAGCUGCACGACAGAUACAGUUGGAUGCUCCUGUAAGCCAAUGGUUCUCAGUCCUAUCCCGGAAGGGGAGGUGAAAACCAUCGGCUAAAAUGUCUUCUCAACAGAAAAUACAGAUACAGCCUCUAACAUGGGAAUUCUUUAACAUGGAAAAUAAGGGGGAGCCAAAAUGGAAGUAGGGCAGCACAAGAACAUAUCCUUCCAGAGGAUCUUCAAAUAGGAAAUGUGAACAAGAGAUUUAAAAUAGGCAGAAUAUUGUAUUAAGCGCUUUGUGUUUCUACAGUUAUUACUUUUAUGCAAACAUGUGAUUGACAGGCAGUGAGUAAAUGAACGGCCAAAACGCACAAAACGCUUUCAUGGUAGAUUAGAAGCUGAUCUUCCACAGGCCACCCUAGUAGCAAGCAGAUGAGCCUCCCCCCGGCCCGCCCCUUCCUCCGAGUAUUGGUUCAGAUGCUACUGGUCUUGGACUUUUAAGAUGUGCAAUUUGGAAUUGGUGCUAAAUGUGUUAAUUUGCACUUUUCUUU